GCUUUCUCCAAUACAGGAACCCACAACAACAACUCACAUCAUUCAACUUUUACUGAGCCGAGGCCAUAUGCAAAAUGAUCCUAACGCUCUUCCUCACAUACCUCCUCGCCACCCUCACCAGCGCCCAUGCCAUCCUCCCUCGCGCUGGGUCCCUCACCCAAGUCACCGACUUCGGUGACAACCCUACUGAUGUAGGGAUGUACAUUUACGUGCCGACGAAUCUGGCCAGUAACCCAGGCAUCGUGGUUGCCAUUCACUGGUGCACCGGCACCGGACCCAGCUACUACAGCUCCACGCCCUACGCGACCCUCUCCGAAACCUACGGGUUCAUCGUCAUCUACCCAUCCAGCCCCUACAGCGGAACCUGCUGGGACGUGAGUUCGCAAGCAAGCUUGACCCACAAUGGCGGGGGGAACAGCAACUCGAUUGCCAACAUGGUGACCUGGACGAUUAGCAAGUACGGGGCGGAUAGUUCCAAGGUGUUUGUGACGGGAAGUAGUUCGGGGGGGAUGAUGACCAAUGUCAUGGCAGCCACCUACCCCGAACUCUUCGCCGCCGCAACCGUCUACUCCGGCGUCUCCGCCGGAUGUUUCUACUCGUCCACAGACCAAGUCGACGCCUGGAACAGCACCUGCGCGGAAGGCGAGGUCAUCACGACCCCCGAACACUGGGCGAGUAUCGCGGAGGCGAUGUACUCGGGCUACACCGGGUCCAGACCCAAGAUGCAGAUCUACCACGGCAGUGUAGAUACCACCCUCUAUCCGCAGAACUACUACGAGACGUGCAAGCAGUGGUCGGGCGUGUUUGGGUAUGAUUAUAGUGAUCCGGCGGAGACGGAAGCUAAUACGCCGGAGACGAACUAUGAGACCACGAUCUGGGGGGAUAAUUUGCAGGGGAUUUUUGCGACGGGCGUGGGGCAUACGGUGCCGAUUUUGGGGGAUCGGGAUAUGGAGUGGUUUGGGUUUGCGUAGUUCAUAUGUCGUGGAGAUAUUUGCCAUAGGGCUCAAUAUGGGCGGGGAAUUGUGAAGGGAC
Molecule: messenger RNA, 1032 nt
Organism: Aspergillus ibericus CBS 121593
Lineage: Eukaryota; Fungi; Ascomycota; Eurotiomycetes; Eurotiales; Aspergillaceae
Gene: axeA
Product: putative acetyl xylan esterase
Exons: 3
Coding region: 75-971 (298 amino acids)
Cellular component (GO): extracellular region
Molecular function (GO): hydrolase activity
Source: RefSeq, a predicted model, not a curated record